Neltuma alba is the source of this 971-nucleotide messenger RNA. RefSeq names its product nuclear transcription factor Y subunit C-6. The coding region runs from base 22 to 648 and encodes 208 amino acids. The record is from RefSeq and is a predicted model, not a curated record. Gene Ontology annotation, molecular function: transcription cis-regulatory region binding; protein heterodimerization activity. Gene Ontology annotation, biological process: regulation of DNA-templated transcription. Lineage: Eukaryota; Viridiplantae; Streptophyta; Magnoliopsida; Fabales; Fabaceae. Gene Ontology annotation, cellular component: nucleus. The transcript is spliced from 4 exons.
CGCCUUUCGGGGGUGCGAUUCAUGGUUUCCGCCAAAAUGUCGAAAACAGAAAAGCAAAUCAACAACGGGGGAAGCUCAAAAGUAGCGAGUAAAGCAAGUAAGCCACGAAAAGAGGGAUUGGCGAAGAAGAAUAAACUCGGCAAGAGCAAUUUGAAGGACGAUAAAGUAUCAAUCUUUCCGUCUUCUACCACCGAGUUCUUAGAAGGAGGGAAGGAGCCCGGAGUUCACAACAACGGGGCUACAAAUGGGCGAACCAACGGGACCAGACCCAAGAAGGGUAAACGAAAGCAACAAGGUGGCGAUUAUACAGUUGAAGAGAAAGAAAACGCGAAAAUGAAUGAGCUUCCGAUGAGUCGAAUCAAGAGAAUAAUGAAGGCAGAAGAUCCCGAUCUACGUGCUUCUGAGGAAGCCAUCUUUGUCAUCAGCAAAGCUACGGUGAAGUUCCUCAAACAAUUUACGCGGGAAUCUCAUGCUUGUUCAGUUGGGGAUCAAAAGAAAUUUCUUGGUUACCAGCGCCUGUCCGGUGUUGUUGGCAAGCAGAGGAGAUAUGACUUUCUUUUAGAUUAUGUUCCUGAGAAACUAAAAGCUGAGGAUGCGUUGAGAAAGAAAUGCAAGCAACAUUUGGGAAGAUCUGAAAAUGUACAAUAAGUCAAUAAUACAUGCUAGCAGAGGAUCUAAUUAUAUAAUGUGUCUAAUCUUGCAUGUUGUGCAUGUAAAACAUCAAACAUGUAUGGUGAUGCAUGGCGGGGAGGAACACACUAGUUGAUUAUUGCUCCAAUGAGGCAAGAUGCAUUUGUUCAGUGACUAAUGAUAACUUAUGAAUGACUUAAAGCUUGUUUCCUUAUGGUGGAAGCCUAUUCACUGGGUCACUUACCAAUGCUGUUAUCCGUGACGCAUUAAAACCUAUAAAAACUGAAUGGAUUUGGUCACUUGGUGACAACAUAUAAUGUUGAAUCAGACGUGUUUUGGUA